Messenger RNA from Blastomyces gilchristii SLH14081, 369 nucleotides. RefSeq lists its product as uncharacterized. Bases 1 to 369 code for a protein of 122 amino acids. The record is from RefSeq and is a predicted model, not a curated record. The transcript has 2 exons. Lineage: Eukaryota; Fungi; Ascomycota; Eurotiomycetes; Onygenales; Ajellomycetaceae.
AUGCAGAACCUUUCAGAGGGUUUACUUGAAGCAGUAAGAAAAGUGGCUGAAAUCACUGAACUGGAAUUGAAGCUCUUCAAACAACAAUUAGCAUUCACUGCAGAUCAAGCAUUCACUAUGAAGAGCUUCACUGACACAAUUGCCAUCAUCAAUAAGAAUAGAGAAAACCAGGUCUUAGGCCUGCAGCGGGAGAUUGAAUGUUUACACAGACAGGUGACUACACUGAACCUGAAGAUCUCACCACAAUUGUUCACAACCUCUUCAGAAGCAUACACAUCAUCAGAGAUCACUGCGCAGGAUGAGAAUCUGACCAUGAAAUAUAUCAAGCUGAGAGAUCUGCUGAAGCCAUCAAGCUUCAAUGAUAACUGA